AACAAUUGGGGAAUAGAAAAUUACAAAACAAUACGCUGAAGAGUAUCUCGUGUCAUUUCUCCAAAGCAAUAGAAAUAAUGUAUUUGACUGACAUCCCCAACAAGGGUUUGUUGUACUUAUCACGUGGUAAGCUUUUCAUCCAAUGGAGACGCGCCAUUCCAAGUCUUGGUCCGUUGCGUCAAUCCAGCUGUGGAUGUAACCUGGUGUCCUACUCUGGACUUGGGUCUUUGAAACAGAAUUCUCCGCCCGAAUGGUGAGCGUGAUAUGACCACCUCCUUGGUCCUGAAUCCUCGCUGGGCGGACACGGUUAUGUUUGUGUAUGAAAACAACUUGGAUGAGCUGAACAAGAACAUGGAGGGUCUGGUUGGUAGCGGCAAUUUCGCGGCCAACCAGUGCAGGAAUCUGAUGGCCCACUCCGCUCUGGGGGGUCACCCCUCUAGCCUGGUGCACGGCUCCGGCUACUCCGCGGUGGAUGUAUCGGGCUCAAGCUCCGGGGAACCAGGCAAACAGUGCACACCAUGCCCCGCGGUCCCUCAAGGCUCCUCCACAGGUCCCUUACCCUAUGGGUACUUUGGCAACGGCUAUUAUCCCUGCAGAAUGGGGCGGGGUUCGCUCAAGUCCUGCACCCAGCCCAGCGCGCUCAGUUACUCUGCGGAAAAAUACAUGGACACCCCGGUCACAUCUGAAGAAUACCCGAGCCGGGCAAAAGAAUUUGCGUUCUACCACGGGUACCCAAGCCCCUACCAGUCCAUGGCGAGCUACCUGGACGUGUCGGUGGUGCAGACUCUCGGGGCAGGAGAGCCCCGUCACGACACGCUGCUUCCAAUGGACAGCUAUCAGCCGUGGGCACUGACGAAUGGCUGGGGCGGCCAGAUGUACUGCUCAAAGGACCAGAGUCAAGCCGGACACCUUUGGAAAUCUGCGUUGGCAGAUGUAGUGGCCCACCAACACGAUGGCAACUCCUUUCGUCGCGGUAGAAAGAAAAGGAUUCCGUACACCAAGGUGCAGCUAAAGGAACUGGAGAAAGAGUAUGCCGCCAACAAAUUCAUCACGAAAGAUAAGAGGAGAAAGAUUUCAGCAGGAACCAACUUGUCGGAAAGGCAGAUUACGAUCUGGUUUCAAAACAGGAGAGUUAAAGAGAAGAAGUUCGUGGCCAAAGUCAAGACCAGUGCGCCGUAGUCAGUCAGGCUUGACCUAGACGAUUUGGACGAGGAACAUUGUUUUUGCUGUAUGAACAAAAAAUGAAGGAAAGAAAACGUCGACGUGGUACAUUUUUUUGGAUUGGAAUUUGGUGUGCUAUUUUGCUUGCGCAAUUGCAUCGCCAAUUCGUCUUUAGAAAAGAAGAAAUAAAACAAGAACCAAGCCCUCUAAAGACAUUGUUUUAGAGGCCUGUAAAUACAGCACUUGCCUGCUUUAAUGUAACACUUACGUCUGCUUAACUGUUUAACUCGUGCUAUACAUGGAGGUAUAUAUAGGCUAUAUGUUAGGUAUGUCAAUGUUGUUACUGCAGUAGAAUAGGAAACGUAUUAUGCAAUCAUAUUCCCAAUCUAUACUGUUUAUAACGCUUGUAAAACAGUACUUUUAAAAAAUAUAGCGUAAUGCUUAAUAAAUUGUUUUAAUCCCA
Oncorhynchus keta (chum salmon) is the source of this 1624-nucleotide messenger RNA. Its product is annotated as homeobox protein Hox-B13a. Gene Ontology annotation, biological process: regulation of transcription by RNA polymerase II. Bases 265 to 1179 code for a protein of 304 amino acids. Lineage: Eukaryota; Metazoa; Chordata; Actinopteri; Salmoniformes; Salmonidae. The record is from RefSeq and is a predicted model, not a curated record. The transcript is spliced from 2 exons. Gene Ontology annotation, molecular function: DNA-binding transcription factor activity, RNA polymerase II-specific; RNA polymerase II cis-regulatory region sequence-specific DNA binding.